UGGCAGCCUCACCCCUACACUGGUGGUCUUGAAUUCAGGUCUGAGAUCUAUGGAUGAUCCUGUGCUGGCAGAGCAUGGCGUACUUUUGCUGCGGCAGCUGGAGAAGAUGAGAGCGGCCCAGGAGCUCACUGAUGUGCUACUGUUGGCAGAGGGAGUUCCCUUCCAUUGCCACAAGGUGGUGCUGUCUGCUUUCAGUCCUUACUUUGAGGCAAUGUUCACAUGUGGUCUAAAAGAGACCCGUGGAGGAGAGGUGCCUCUCAGAGACACUCCUGCUCAGAGUCUGAAGCUGCUGCUAGACUACAUGUACCGAGCUGAACUUCCACUGUCUAACAACAACAUUCAGGGAGUGGCGUCUGCUGCCUUUCUGCUGCAUGUAGAUGGAGCCUUCAGGUUGUGUCAGGGCCACAUGGAGGCCAGUAUGGACCCCUCCAAUUGUGUGGGUCUGUAUCACUGGGCCAGAGACCUGGGGGCCAUCAGUCUGGCAAACUGUGCCUUGAGAUUCCUCUGCCAACACUUUGCACAGCUUUCCUCGUAUGCUUAA
Messenger RNA from Notolabrus celidotus (New Zealand spotty), 541 nucleotides. RefSeq names its product kelch repeat and BTB domain-containing protein 12-like. The transcript is spliced from 5 exons. The record is from RefSeq and is a predicted model, not a curated record. Gene Ontology annotation, molecular function: protein binding. NCBI's taxonomy places the organism in Eukaryota, Metazoa, Chordata, Actinopteri, Labriformes, Labridae. Bases 50 to 541 code for a protein of 163 amino acids.